Oryctolagus cuniculus (rabbit) is the source of this 22586-nucleotide messenger RNA. Lineage: Eukaryota; Metazoa; Chordata; Mammalia; Lagomorpha; Leporidae. The record is from RefSeq and is a predicted model, not a curated record.
UCUUUUUUCUUCAUUCGCAUUACAUGGCUAGCCGCCUGAUGUUGAUGCGAGGGGUUCUCCCUCAGAAGUCCAAGGCCUGCCGCCUGCUGUUGAGGCCUUUUCAGACUGUUUGCUCCUGAGAAAUAGAGCAGGGUCGUGCGUGGCUGGUGACCAAGGCUGGGGGCGGCAGGGCGGACGGCAGCAUUUUUCUCUUGAAAGAUGUUUCAGAGGCAGUUUAUAAAGUGUCAAUCUAUAAAAUCUAAAACUGACACUUUUCCUCCCUCCCCUAUAACAUUGUGUGCCUUUCGAAAUGAGUUCAGGAAACUUGCUGCCAUUUCCAGUCCACAGAAAAGUGAAAUGGGCAGAAGCUCAUUUUUUUUUGUAUGACCUUUAGAAUAAUCUCCACAGUUAUGGCUGUUCUGUAAACCCAACUGGAUGCUAAUUUUGACCAGACUUAACUCCAAAUUAUUUCCUCUAGAAGGUAAAGUAUGAAGCCUUCCUUGAAAUGUAAUACACUUUCAGAAGAAGUUUGUCAUCGUAUGCUUUGGUAACCUCCAAGAAGAUACCUCCAGGAGAGUAUGGCGUGUGUGAAGAUACUGUUGGGUGCUGCCAGCUGAGAUGUAAGGACUAAAGCUGACCCCGUGCGCACCUGUGACCCUGUGCUGGCUCUCGGGGCUAAGGCACACGCAGUCUUUGAAUGUUACCAGCUCAGUUUGGGUCACUGCUGCACUAAAUGCCAAUGAGUUGCUUGGUUUGCUUGGUAAGUUCUGCAUGUGUUAAAGAGGGUAAAGGGGUUCUGUGGCUAGAUCGGGCUCAGCAUCCGUUCCUCAGGCUGGUGAUGCUCUUACCAGGGUUGGGCUUCAGAAUCCCUGGGGGAGCUUGUUCGGCCUAGCCUGUUUGUCGAGUCCAUUCCCCGGAAAUGCUGGGCUUAGAGCUUGAAGACCUGCAUUAUAAUAAUGCACCUCAGGUGAUCUGUGCUGGAUGUAGUCCUCAGACCUGAACCUGGGCCUGUACCUUAGGCUCACAGACUUCCAGUCUGAGUUCUGGCAAAGGGAACAUCAGAUUUGUAUCCUUUUGCAAUCCCUCCUAGUUGUGUGAUUUUUGAGCUAAUUGACCUCUCGUUCUCACCCACAAUACGGGGGUGGUGGUGAUGGCUGAAGCGCCUGCCUCACUGGGUGAGGCCGGGUUCAGGAUGAACUGGCAGAUGAAGAAAGUCACCACAGCGUGAAGUUCUAAAUGGACCUGAGGCAUUAGUUAUGGCAUUGGUUCUUCAGAUCCAGCCUUCAUGAUCUAUAGAUUAGGAAGUGCUUAAGAUGGGGCUUUAGUAUCCUGGAAAUUCAGGAAGCCAUUCUUAAGAUAGGCUUUGUGUGUUUUGUAAAAUAAGCAACAAAUUUUAAAGUUUCUUUUUCAGCUUGGUGGUAUUCAAAAGUCAAGUUCUUUACCAUAUUCAGACUGAUUUUUCAUCCUAUUUUGAGGUCUGCAUGCACAUUUCACUGUUUUUAUUUUUUUAUUUAUUUUUUUUAUUUUUAUUUAUUUAUUUAUUUUUAUUUUUUGACAGGCAGAGUGGACAGUGAGAGAGAGAGACAGAGAGAAAGGUCUUCUUUUGCCGUUGGUUCACCCUACAAUGGCCGCCGCGGCUGGUGCGCUGCGGCGGGUGCACCGCGCUGAUCCGAUGGCAGGAGCCAGGUGCUUCUCCUGGUCUCCCAUGGGGUGCAGGGCCCAAGCACCUGGGCCAUCCUCCACUGCACUCCCUGGCCACAGCAGAGAGCUGGCCUGGAAGAGGGGCAACCAGGACUAGAACCCGGUGUGCCGGCGCCGCUCGGCGGAGGAUUAGCCUAGUGAGCGGCGGCGCCGGCCUUGAUUUUUUUUUUUUUUUUUUUUUUUUUAAGAUUUAUUUAAUUUGUUUGAAAGGCAGCGUUGCAGAGUGAGUGAGAGACAGGUCUUCAUCUGCUCAUUCACUCCCCAGUUGUCUGCAACAGUAAGGGCUGAGCCAUACUGAAGCCAGGAACCAGAAGCUUCUUCCUGGUCUCCCACACAGGUGCAGGGUUCACAGCACUUGGGUGUUUUCUGCUCCUUUCCCAGGUCGUUAGCCAGGAGCCAGGAGCUGGAUUGGAAGUGGAGCAGCUAGGACUCAAACCAGCACCCAUUAUGGGAUGCUAGUGUUACAGGCUGCGGCUUUACCUGCUACGCCAGAAUACUGACCCCUUAAGAUACAGUUUUUGAAAACAUUUAUUUCACCUACUUGAAAGAGUGAGAGAAAGCAAGAGUAGGCUUCCGUCUACUGGUUCACUCCCCAGAUGCCUGCAACAGCCAGGGCUUGGCCAGGCUGAAGCCAGGAGCCUGGAAUUUCAUUUUGGGUCUCCCAUAUUGGGUGGCAGAGACCCAAGCACUUGAGCCAUCAUCUGCUGCCUCCCAGGGACCUAGAUCAGAAGUGGAGGAGCCGGGACUUGAUCCAGGUGUUUCAAUAUAGGAUGUGAGUGUCCCAAACAGUGGCUUACCCCACUGUGCCACAGCACCCAACCCCAUCAUUUUCUUUUAAACCAAGAUUCAGCGACUCAGAUUCACGGAUUUAAGAGAAUAUUUUCGGGGCUAGUGUUAUGGCAUAGUGAGACAAGCUGCUGCCUGUGAUGCUGGCUUUCCAUCUGCGGUCAUUGUUUUGUGUUCUGGCUACUCCACUUCCAGUCUAGGCAGGUGGGGCUGCUACCUGCUGUGCUGGCAUCCCAUAUGGGCGCUGGUUUGAGUCCCGGCUGCUCCAUUUCCAGUCUAGCUCUCUGCUGUGGCUUGGGAAAGCAGUAGAAGGUGGCCCACUUCAUUGGGCCCCUGCACCUGCGUGGGAGACCUGGGGGAAGCUUCUGGCUCCAGCCUUCUGAUGAGUGCAGCUCUGGCCAUUACAGCCAUCUGGGGAGUGGACCAGCGGAUGGAAGACCUCUCUCUCUCUCUGCCUCUGUUCUCUGUAACUCUGCCUUUCAAAUAAAAAUAAAUCUUAAAAAAAAAAAAAAAAAAAAGCGAUGGAGAAUGGCCCAGACUGUUCGGGCCUCUUCUACCAACAUGGAACAUCCAAAUGAAGCCUCUGGCUUCUGGCUGGCCCAGCGCUAACCCCAGCCCCAGCCAUUCCUUCCAUCUAGAGAGUAAGCCAGUGGAUGGAAGAUUUUUCUCUCUAUAUCUCUGAAUUUUAAAUAAAUCUUCAAAAAAGAAAAAUAAUUUCUUCAAAAAAUCUGUUCAAGGUUCAUUCUUUAGAAUGUAAUAUGGUUUUGGAAAAGAAGCAGAUUCCUUUUGCAGUAACCUGGUGGUUGUCUAGAGAAGUUGCUCUUUGAGGGUUGUCCUGUAAGACAGAGAACGAGGAGCCCCGUUUGUGAUAUUUACCACAGUUCUUCCUUGGCUUGGUCAGCAAAUAAAACCCUAGGCUUUAGGCCUGAUAAGCCUAAUCAGGUUAGCUUGCUAGCAUGUGUGUGACCCAAAUCUGCCUUUGUCAAUAGAGGAUAAAAGUAAUUGCUUAGAACCAGGCUGAACUGUAUCCUGUGAUCGGUUUCCAUGAAUUUUUAGUCAUUUUCUGGGUGUGGCACUGUUCACAGUAUGUUACUUUUGAAUUUAGACAUUUAGUUUCAAAAUAGGGUGAGUUAUUUCUGUACCUUCAUUACACUCACAGCUUUUUUCUCACAAUUCCAGAAGUAGGAGUCUGAAUGUGCAGAGUUGUCUGAAAGAAAGCCUGAGGAGGAUUCUUCACUUCCUGUCUGAACUUGACUCUUAAUUAGAACCAUUAAACUAGAAGGCUUUGGCCAGCUUGUCUUGGGCUCUUACCUUUUUUUUUUUUUUUUUUUUUUGACAGAGUGGACCGUGAGAGGGACAGAGAGAAAGGUCUUCCUUUUUGCCGUUGGUUCACCCUCCAAUGGCCGCCGCGGCCGGCGUGCUGCGGCCGGCGCACCGCGCUGAUCCAAUGGCAGGAGCCAGGUGCUUCUCCUGGUCUCCCAUGGGGUGCAGGGCACAAGCACCUGGGCCAUCCUCCACUGCACUCCCAGGCCACAGCAGAGAGCUGACCUGGAAGAGGGACAACCGGGACAGAAUCCGGCGCUCCGACUGGGACUAGAACCUGGUGUGCCGGCGCCGCAGGCCGGAGGAUUAGCCUAGUGAGCCGCUGCGCCUGCGGGCUCUCACUUUUGAAGAUGUUUUCCCCCAUGGCUUAAUCUGAAUGGAGAGCAAUACCACGUGGUCCAUGGAGCACGGGAACUCCCUGUCGGGUGUAGUUGAGUAGCUUCAUUCAUUGGCUCAUGUAGGUGAGGGGGGCUGGCCCUGGAGUCAGUCUCAUUUCCAGGCUUACUGCUCAUCAGUCCAGAGCGUUACAUCUUUAUGCGUACAUAAACUACAAAUGUGAACAACCCGCGUUUUUGUUUCCUGUCGGAGGCUUUCUGGUUCUGUGUGUAGAAUGAAGUUAGCCUUCCUGAAAGUGUGUGUGAGUCUGGGGAGAGGCAACCCUUUGUCCUGUGACCAUCUGAAAGCAUACCACAAAAGGGGAAAAAACAAAACAAAACAAAAAACCAGGUUGGUUACCCACCAGAGCCCAGAACUUUGUGAAAGGCAGCAAGAAAAUGAUUGAGAAUUGUAAAAUGAUUUGUCAGCAGUUUGUCAGCAAAUUUCUCUAGAAAUCUUGCCUUAUUAAAAUAAAUUUCUUUUUUUUAAAGAUUUAUUUGUUUUACUUAAAAGUCAGAUUACACAGAGAGAGAAGGAGAGACAGAGUGAUCUUCCAUCUGCUGGUUCACUCCCCAGAUGGCUGCAACGGCUAGAGCUGCACUGAUCCAAAGGCGGGAGCCAGGAGCUUCUUCCAGGUCUCCCACAUGGCUGCAGGGGCCCAAGGAUUUGGGCCAUCUUGUACUGCUUUCCCAGGCCAUAGCAGAGAGCUGGAUUGGAAGUGGAGCAGCUGGGACUCGAACUGGUGCCCAUAUGGGAUGCCUGUGUUUCAGGCCAGGUCUUUAACCUGCUGUGCCACAAUGCCGACCCCUAUAAAUUUCUCUUUUAGCUUUUUCCUGGCUUUGAAGUGGUUUUAUUUUCUUCCUUCCUUUCUUUCUGAAAGUUACAGUGAGCGAGUUGGGGGUGGGGAGAGAGUGUGUGAUACAUAGGUAUCGAUCUUCCAUCUGCUUGUUCAUUCCCCAAAUGGCUGCAAUAGUGAAGACUGGGCCAAGCUGAAGCCAAAAGCCCAGUGUUCUAUUCAGGUUUCCCACAUGAGUGCAGGGGCCCAAAGACCUGGGCCGUUGUCUUCUGCGGAAGAGGAAAAGUAAUUUAUUCCAUAUGAUGUCUACAUACAGUUUGGCAGUAGAAUACGAUGUGGGAAGCUUUUAAUAGAUAAGAUUCGGUCCAUACGAAUAAGUCUUUAUUUUUGAGAUUUAUUUACUUGACAGAAUUACAGAGGGAAGGAAGAACAGUGUUCUUUCAUCUGCUGAUUUAUUCCUCAAAUGGCCACAACAACCUAGACUAGGUCAGGCCGAAGUCAGGUGAUUCUUUGUGGUCUCCCAUGUAGGUGCAGGGACCUAAGCACUUGGGCCAUCUUCCACUGCUUUCCCAGGUGCGUUAGCAGGGAGCUGGAUCAAAAGUGGAGCAGCCAGGACGCGAACCAGCACCCAUGUGGGAUGCAGGUAUUGUGGGCCUUGGCUUAACCUGCCGUGUCACAGGUGCCGUGACACCUUGGGUACAUUUUUUUGUUUUGUUUUAUUUGACAGAGUUAGAAAGGUCUUCCUUCCGUUGGUUCACCCCCCCACAUUUUUUUUUUUUUUUUUUUAAGAUUUGAUUUUAUUUGAAAGAGUUAUAGAGGCAAGAAGAGAGAGAGAGAGGGAUCUUCCAUAUGCUGGUUCACUCCUCAAGUGGCCGCAGCAGCUGGAGCUGGGCCCAUCUGAAGCCAGGAACCCGGAGCUUCUGGGUGCUAUCUUCAUAUGGGUGCAGGGGCCCAAGGACUUAGGUCAUCUUUUUCUGCUUUUCCAGGCCAUAGCAGAGAGCUGGAUUGUAAGUGGAACAGCUGGGACUCUUAACUGGUGCCCAUACUCGAUGCCAGCACUGCAGGCAGUGGCUUGUACCUGCUAGGCCACAGCGCCAGCACCCUGGGUUAGUUUUGUGGCUCUUAUUAGUUUGCCUUAAUGGAUGAUCCAUAGAUUGUAAUGAAGACCAUUAUAAGUUCAAGAUUAAGCAUACAAUUGGAUUGCCUGAUUAUAUGAAAACAGAUGUGACCAGAGCCUCCUAUCUGGUCUUUACCAAGAUAAAGAAGAUAGGGGCCAGCGCUGUGGUGCAGCGGGUUAAAGCCCUAGCCUGAAGCGCCGGCUCCCCAUAUGGGUGCUAGUUCUAGUCCAGGCUGCUACUCUUCCUAUCCAGCUCUCUGCUAUGGCCUGGGAAAGCAGUAUAAGAUGGCCCAAGUCCUUAGGCCCCUCCACCCACAUGGGAGACCUAGAAGAAGCUCCUGGCUCCUGGCCAUUGUGACCAUCUGGGGAGUGAACCAGUGGAUGGAAGACCUGUCUGUCUACCUCUGUCUGUAACUCUUUCAAAUAAAUAAAAUCUUAAAAAAAGAUGAUAGUGCCGUAGUUGUAAGGCCAUGUUUGGACUGUAGUUGGCAUGCGGGUCAUCAUUCAGGCUCUGCAUCCCAGGUUUGCAGAGCGUGGCUUUUCAUUGGUUGACUUGGAGAGGAGCCCUUUCAGCUGAGAAGGGUUACCUGGGGUUAUAAAAGCAAUAGGAUACUGGAACGGAAAGGAGUGGGGGAGUACGCCGUUCCUACCAAUGUUGCUUCUGGAGGCUAAUUUUUUAUUAGUUCUUGAUUCAGAAAAGCACAUAGUGUUUCAUAUGGAGUUUUGAAACAAUUUCCACUAACAUAUUUUUAAGUACGUAUUUUAAUAGUUAAAUACUUUUGGUAUUGAGGAGCAAGGAACGUCUUCAUGUUCUUCCAUGUGGGUACAGGGGCCCAGCUACUUGGGCCAUCCUCUGCUUUCCCGGGCACAUUAGCAGGGAGCAGGAUUGAAAGUGGAGCAGCCAGUACUCGAACUUGCACCUCUGUGGGAUGCAGGCAUCACAGGCGGUGGCUUAACACAGUCUGCUGCCACAACACUGGCCCCAACAGGGGAGGCUUUGACAGGAGAAGUAACAAGUGGUUCAGCUUGAGUUCAGCGUUUUCCACAGUUGCAAAUUGCGGAGAGAGUCUUGCUGAUGAUCCCAACUCAUCAUGUAGUGCACGAAUCUCCAUUAUUUUUACCCAGAGUCUGUCAUGGUUUCUCCUGUUUUAAGCCUGAGUGACCUUCACUUUUAUUUCCCUGUACAAGCCUUGCUUCUCAGUUUUCUGUCAAUUUUUAUACUUCUCGUAAUGGGGCUCAUUUUAUAUUAUGAUGUAGUUUCAGUGAUUUUGAGACCCAGCAUAAUCUCAAGAUCUUCUGGAUUUUAGCUUUUUACUUAACGUUCUCUAACCUAAUGGAACUCCUUUUUUUGUGCCGGAGGCGGGGGGUGGGGUGGGGUGGUAUUUUAUAUGUUCGAGUACAAAACACCAUGAGUAUAAGGUAUGACUGCUGUUUUUACUUUGAAACUUUCUGCCUGGGGGAAUGAAAUGCACUGUUGUGUUUUUGGCCCCAUGUGUACUUUAACGUUGAAGCCUGAAAGAGGAAGUAACAAUUCUCAGAAUGAAAUAAAUAUUUUAUGUAUUUAUUUGAAAGGCAGAGUUAUAGAGAGGCAGAGGCAGAGAGGGAGCGAGCGAGCUUCCAUCUGCUGAUUUACUCCCCGACUGGCCACAGUGGCUGGAGCUGCGCCGAUCAGGAGCCAGGAGCUUCCUCUGAGUCUCCCACACGGAUGCAGGGGCCCAAGGAUUUGGGCCAUCUUGUACUGCUUUCCCAGGCCAUAGCAGAGAGCUGGGUUGGAAAAGGAGCAGCCGGGACUCGAAUUGGCGCCCAUAUGGGAUGCAGGUACCACAGGCAGCAGCUUUACCACUUUAAGAAGUGUUUUUUUCAUCUGAAUAUUUUAUUUAGGACAAAGCAGUCUAUUUGAAUGGAAUGAUUCUUAAGUCAUCUCGUGUAGUUCCCUUCAGUUCUCAGACACUCUCAAAAUGUACGCACUCACACCCGACCCACUAUUUAUAGCUUAAGAAGUAAUUUUUUUAAAAAGUAGCUGUUCAACCACAUUAGGAAUCUGCUGUAUUGUGAGUCAUGGUUUUUUUGAGUCCUGAGUUUUCUUUGGCCGUGUGGUGUGAUGGGCAGGGCAGGUUGUCACGUCCAUCCGUCACCAGCCAAAGGGUGACCCUGAGCCUCAGCUUCAGGAUCCCUUGUUCUCGCAGUCAGUCACUUCUACUGUCUUCUUGUUUGUUUGAAGAAAACAGUUUAUUUUAGACUGCUAAAUUGCAUUUGGAAACUUUUGACAUACCGAGCUGAGGAAGGAUGGAAGUUCUGACAUCUUACAGAUGGACAGUGUUGAAGUUGGAAGGCCAGCAGUGGUGCUGCUGGGGGCAGUGCAGGAAGUGCCUGCCUGGAGCAGUGACCUGUGGGGGCUGCCCUCUCCCCCCUGAGUUGCUGUCGUCUGGCCACACCCACCCCUGUGAGGUCAGGGUUCCCUGGGAUCAGCAAAUGAUUCCCAAGUUAGUCUCAAGUGGGACUUUUAAAAUCUUUUUCCAGAAUUAUUUUGGUGAAGUUUAUCUAGAUUUUUCUUCUAAAUAUCUUUACUCUUUUUUUUAAACCUUGGUUAGUGAUGAUCAUAUUUCACUCUUUAGCAGUUUUCUGAACUUUUAUUUAAAAAGUGGAAUACAUCUUAAUAGUACCCCCCCCCCCUUUUAAAGAUUUUAUUUAUUUGACAGGUAGAGUUACAGACAGAGAGACAGAGAGAAAGGUCUUCCUUCUGUUGGUUCAUUCCCCAAAUGGCCGCAAUGGCCAGAGCUGUCCCAAUCCAAAGCCCGGAGCCAGGUGCUUCUUCCCAGUUUCCCAUGUGGGUGCAGGGGCCCAAGCAGUUGAGUCAUCUUCUACUGCUAUCCCAGGCCAUAGCAGAGAGCUGGACUGGAAGAGGGGCAACCAGAAUUAGAACCAGAGCCCAUAUGGGAUGCCGGCACUGAAGGUGGCAGCUUUACCUGCUACACCACAGUGCUGACCCAAUUAUUAUUAUUAUUUUUUAAACCUUUGGCUUUUUUUUUUUUGGGGGGGGGACAGAUAGACAAAGAGAAAGGUCCUCCCUCCGCUGGUUCACCCCCCCAAAUGGCUGCUACGGUUGGAGCUAUGCCAAUCUGAAGCCAGGAGCCAGGUGAUUCCUCCUGGUCUCCCAUGCAGGUGCAGGGGCCCAAGCACUUGGGCCAUCCUCCACUGCCUUCCUGGGCCACAGCAGAGAGCUGGACUGGAAGAGGAGCAACCGUGACUAGAACCCGGCACCCAUAUGGGAUGCCGGCGCCACAGGCGGAGGAUUAACCAAGUGAGCCAUGGUGCCAGCCCACCUUUGGCUUUUUAAUACCUAGUCUAGUUAAAACCCUGAUUUAAAGGACUUCUCCACCCUUUGACAUUUCAUUCAGCCACACUCUAAUCUGACCAGAUCCUUUGUUGGCAUCAUGCCGCAACCAGAGGAGGGUUUGCGUGUGUAUGUUGAUGUUCUCUUGAGCGUGUUUUGCUUGGUGGUCACUUCACGUUUCUGUAACAUCUGGUUCGUCGUGGAAUGUGAUUUACCUGGGUACCUUUUAAAUCUGGAAUGCACGUCCUUGGAGACUUACCUGCUUUGUGCCGGUGGGCCAAGAUUGCACUGUGGCUCUAUGCAGUCAGUCCUACUCGGAAGCCUGGCUUUUUAAGUCCCUCUUCUCACACAUAAUGCUCUUCUCACCUUCCUUUUUUUCCAAGAAUUGGAGCUCAUGCAGAAGGCUGCUUAGGGAUCGGCUGUGCCUUUUACUGUCUCCACUGUGAGAGGUAGUUCAGUUUGGGUGAACGCUACUCUACCAUGGGGCUCCCCAGCGAUUACCGCAGUGUGUGAGAGGUGGGAUCUCUCUGCCCGUGCUUGUCGUAUGGAUUGUUUUGUUUACCUGCGUGUCCUGGCUAUUUGUGCUGUGUCCUGUCUAUUGUAUGUUCAAUUUCAUCAAUAAAAAGUAUCUCAGAUUGGGUGAAAAGUGGCUAUAUGGCUAUGGUUUGCGAUUUGGAUUCUACUGCUCCGUUUCUGUUUUUGUCCGGAAUUCUCCUCUUCCUGGUUCUAAUAUGACCUGUUGGCCUCAGGCAGGUAGAAGCCUUCUGAGUUCCACGGUGACUUAAUAGAAGAGCUGCUCGGAUUCAGAGACAACUGCCAAGAUGUCUCAGUUGACGUGGGUCUCGAAAACUGGCAGCUCUAGGUCAUCCGGCAUGGUUACCUGGGGAGAUCAAAUUGGGUCAGGGUCACAGAUAAUGUCUUCUGUGGAUUUAGAAGAGGGCCCUCUAUCUCAAAAGUCAGAUUCAUUUCAGCUGUCUGCCUUAAGUGAAUUUGGGGAGGACAGGGAGGCGGUCAGCUCCUCGACGUCAUCCUUCACCUUCAGCCCGAUGCCUGCAGUCCAGCACAAGUCUCACUUGUUUAUUGAGGUACCACUGGCCAAGGUGGAGAGAAUAUUUGAGGAGGGUCUCAACAAGGCUGGAGUCAUGGAUUUGGAAGCUUUCAUUAAGACCAUGAAGAGGGUUCUGAGCAAUGCGUCAGAUGACAUGCUGGAGGCACUGUUUCUGAAGGUGGACUCAGACUGUAAUGGCUUUGUCACCUGGCAGAAGUAUGUGGACUAUAUGAUGGGCGAGUUCCGGGGCCAGGAGGAGAUGAGGAAGAGCCAGUACCGCCUGCGCUUCCACCUCCCCAUGACCGUCGUCCCCCUGAAUCAUGGAUGUGAGAUUGUGAAAGUGGCGUUUUUGAAGCUGCGGUUCAAGAAGAUCGGGUGCUUCCUGAGCAUCAGUAAGGACGGGCUCCUGCAGUUCUGGUCAGAGAGCUUCUCACUGAUCAGCUCCUUUAGGCUUGACCAGAUACAGCCGUCCCGCAGCCAGAAGAUGUGGGUCACCGACAUGGUGUGUCUGCACAACAUGAACCUCCUGGCGGUGGCGUCAACGGAGCUGAAGAUCGAGUUCUUUGAUAUCAGUAACCGUCGGUGUGUCCGGGCCUUCACCUUGGUUGAUGUGGACAGCUGCGUGCUGGCCAUGGACUACUGGUCUGACUAUCACAAAGGCGUGUUCUGCUAUGGGGAUACCAAAGGCAGUGUCAUCAUCUUCACUUCCGACAACAUGACCCACGGGCUGUUCAACCCCCACAUCCUCCCCAAGGCCUCCAAAUGGGAUCACUGGAUCAGCAUUUCCACCCAGAAGCUCUUAAAUGAAAAGUCCACCUUGCAUAGAAGUUACCGACUGAAGGCCAUUCAUCACAACUGGUGCCAACAGGUCAAGUUCAUUCCCGAGUUGAACGUAGUGGUCUCCUGUUCAGCCAUCGAUAGGUCUUCUCUGGUGCUGUCCAUAUUGCCAGCCAAAGCCUCGGAGAAGCCCAGGUUGUCGAUGCUGAAUCUAAGGAAAGGAAUUCUUUGCUUUGAUUACUGCCCAGACAAGAACUUCCUGGUGACAGGUGGCUAUGACCCCAACAUCCGCCUGUGGAACCCCUUUGUCUCACAAAAGCCUGUGUGGCUGAUGAAGGGACACCAGACCUCUGUGACGCACGUCAUGGUGAGCAGCAAGAGCAGCAGCAUCCUCAUCAGCAUCUCCAAGGACAAGGUGCCACCUCAGGGCGCGCCCCACCGCCCCGCCCGGGGACACCGUAGGAUCCCUGCUGGGGGAGGCUGCGGCCCGGAGGGACAGAACGUCCGUGUGUGGGACAUGCAGGACUAUAUUUGCCUCCAGUCCUUCUGUGGGAAGCUGUUCGCCCUGGGGAACUGCCCCAUCACCAGCGCCUACUUCCACAGCGAGGCCGGGGCCCUCGUCUGCAGCACCUUCUCAAUUGGGAUCCUCAAAGGGUACUCGGAGGCCCAGGGGCCUGUGAAAGCAGGGAAGAUCACAACUCACAGCGCGCCCCUGUGUGCUGUCCUCUACAGCAAGAUCUUUAAGCAGGUGGUGAGCGGCUGCCUGCAUGGCACCGUGAACGUGUGGGAGAUCACCACGGGCAGGAAGAUGGUGGAGUUCUCUGUGUCUGGGGACCAGCAAGUGGAGCUGACUGCCAUGGCCCUGGACGAGUCGGAGCGCUGCCUGCUCACGGGCUUGCGAGAGGGCACCAUGCAGAUGUGGAACUACAACAGCGGCGAGUGCCUGCUGACCUUCCCCAACCCCGACCAGCUGGAGAUUAGUGGAAUCAUCCACAUGAACAAAACCUACUACAUGACAGGCUGGACUAAGAGAAUCACUAACUUCACGUUCCACAAAACCAAGCCAGUGCUGCUGACCUCGCAGUGGCAGGCCUUCCACACCGAGGACGUCCUGAGCAUGGCCAAGUACCAGAACCAGUUCCUCGGGACCUCCUCCUACAAUGGGGACGUCCUCUUCUGGAACGUCAGCAUGUUCAAGCCCAUCCUCAACUUCAACGCCUCCGAGAGCCCCUUGCCCUUACAGCCCAAGAAGGUACGGGAAGUGGGCAGCUUCCUGGCUGAGGGCCGCAGGCCCAACAAAUCCUACAUGGAGGAGAUGUGGGCACACAAGACCCCCAGAAAGCUCCCCGGCCCUAGCACCAAGACCCCGGCCGGGGCCGGCCUGAAGCUGAACCUGAAGUCGGCUCCCCCAGUACUGAAGCACUUGAAAGACAAGGAGUCGGACAAGCCUGUGCUCCAGCAGGCCUCUUUCAGCGCCGGCAGGACCGGGCUGACAUCCAAGUUGCGUGGCAAACAGUCCGUUUACAAAGAGGCCGAGAAGAAAAGAGGGGAGUUCCAGCGGAAGAAGUUGCUGCAGUCCAACGCGUCGGUGGAGAAGAUCAUCUUCCUGCAGACCAGGCCUCGCCUGCCACACACAGCUGCCUUGCUGAGCAGCUGCAUGGAUGGCUUCAUCUACGCCUGGUCCAUCCACGGCAACGGAGGCCUCCUGGGGAAGUUCCCCGUGGAGCUCAAAGACCACGAGGAUGUCGUCGUGGGCGCCAUGGCCACUGACGAAAAUGACUGGAUCCUCAUCACGGGGGACUGUAAAGGAAGCAUCAAGAUCUGGGACAUCAAGGAUUACUGCGUAUUUGUUGGCCAGCAGCCACCACACCCCAAUGUGAGCAGUGCUGUCACUGAAAUGGAAAACAAGUUCCGGGUGCUAAUUCCUAAAAGGCUGCAGAUCAGCACCCCUUACUACAUUCCUUUGAAGGAGAAGGAGGUCGUGAUGGGCCAGACCAUCUCUCUGGUUCCUCCGAAACUCCUGAUUACCUGGAGAGGCCAUUUGGAUAGCGUGACCGACAUCCUGUAUGUGGACGGCUUCCAGGUGGUCAUCAGUGCUGGCCAGGACCGGAACGUCAAGACGUGGAAACUCUCCGGUGAUGCCAUUGGGACAUUCGGCCUGAGUAUGUGGAAGAGACUCCAGGAUGCCACCAUGGACAGGGAUCAAGAGGCAGGAGCAGGCUCCGAGGGGAAGGCCGACUCCACGGGCGCCGCGGGCAGGGCCCCGCAGCCCGAGCUGCACAGGGAUCUUGCCGAGGUCCUGGGGUUCCAGCGGCGAGAGCAGGUGGUUCUUAUGGACCUCCUGAGUUCGAGGGAGGAUACGGAGGCCAAGGCAUGGGCCAAGCUGCAGAGGAUGGCCCAGGUGUCCCCGUGGACCCGAGAGCGCCCCCUGGGAGACAUUGAGGACACCUGGAGCCAAUGGGAAUCUGAGGGCAAGCAGGUGAGCAAGGUCUUGGGAGCAGCAUAUAAGCCCAAGGAGCGGCUGCGGAGCGCCAAGCAGCUCACCACCGUGGUGCAGUACGGCUGGAUGAAGCACCAGAUCUCACCCCAGAUCUACCAAAGCCUGCACUGCAGCGAGCUGAUGCCCACUCAGCAGCCCGACUUCCUGCGGCACAAGGCCCUGGGCCAGCAGGUCCAGCACAUCCGCUGGGUGGUACGCGAGGUCCCGCAGGACCUGGAGGCUGGCAGGGAGCGGCCCCUGCUGGACACCGUGACCAGCAUGACCAUCGCCACCUCCCCCUCCUCCUCCUCCUCGCCCUCCCUGCCAUCCCUGCCAGCCUCCAGGUUGCCAGGCUCCGACUCCCCACGGAGCCCGUCCUCGGUGUCCUUGCUGCGGCCCUGGUCAGCCACCGCGGCCCAGAGACGCUCACGCCCGCAGCUCUUCCCCUGCGGCCACACCCCUGGCGUCUCUAAGCCAUGUUUGUGUCCUCUGUGAAGAGGGGCCCCCUCCUUGUGCCUAAGGUGCCUCGCCCUGUCCCUGGUCCCCCAGCAGGGCAGCCAGGCCCCCGGGGUCCUGCACGGCCCUGGCCUACACCCGGGCGGGCCCAGAGGACAUGGACCUUCCCGGCUGCCUCCCCCCGCAUCCCGGCUGACCCGGGUCUAUCUGCUCUCCGACCGGCCCCGCCAGAGUCUCGGAGAAGAAAAUAAAUGUUUUCAGGUGUGGGAGUUCCACGGGCAUUGAAGUCGGGCUGCUGUGUGUUCCCCUUGCUCACAGGUCUCUGCCCUGGGUCUGAGACCAGUCACAACCCUGGCGGGUCCCAGGUAGAUGCAGAGAGAAGCCCCUCCUCCCAGGAGCCCCGAAGCACAGCGGUCAGACUGAAGCCCAAGGGGGAGGGCUUUGCAGGCUCCCUCAAGCAGGGAGAGAGGUGAUGUCACACCUGGGGGCGUGGUCACACCAGGGGCGUGGCCACAGGUGGCUCAGGUGCUGGGUUCAUCCUUUAGGGACAUUGGGACCCACAGCUGACCUGGCUGCUGGUGGCUGUGUGUGACCCCUGCCAUCUGUCUUUUCACACCAUCCGCUCCGCUCCAGGCCCCUGGUGCUUCCAAACUGCCCUGUUCCUUGUGCACGGAAGGCCGGGGAGGGAGGUGGAUGCCACCACACCAGCCCUGCUGCCCUGUGGCGCUGCCUGUCUUGUCUCCUGCUUGUCACCAGCCCACAGCCCCUCCCGUGCCUGUGGGGACCCCUGGACACACCACCCACACCGCUGUUGUGCGUGGUGGUGCAGCGCCUUGGUGAGUGCGAGCCUGCCUGAGGUGGCGCAGGGGGAGGCAGGCCGCAGGCCUUGGGGGUCUCGGGGGUCCCUGCAGCUCCCCCUACUCAACCUCUGCCCAGCCCCAGGCUCAGCCCUGAGGGGCAAACAUGUGGCUUCCCUCUCCACCUCGGGCUCCCUCUCACAGUCUGGGAGCCCUGUGUCACUCUGCCUCCUUGCUGCUAUGGAUAACUGUGAUCUGAGCCGUCCCAGGCCUGGGUCUGGGGUGAAGGAGCCAGGCGUUACUGAGGCCAGAGUCCCCGUGCUGUCCCCAGCGUCACCUCUGUGUCCGUUCUCAGGUGGCUGAAGCAGAGCACCGGGAACAGCGUGGCAGGAAACAGUGGGGCUGGGAGUGGAGGUCGUGGGGCCGCGUGCGCUUCGGAGCCUGGCCUCUUCCCAGCUUCUGAAAGGCGCAGCCCUUGGUGUCCCGGGCUGUGGCGGCCGCGUCAGCCUGCCUCUGCGUCAGAGGUGCUUUCCCGGGGUGUCUGUGUGCCCGCCGUGCUCUCCUUUCUGGGCGCCCGCUCUUUGGACAGACACUGGCCUCGGACUGAGCGCCACCCCGCUCCAGAGUGACACCUGCACCCACCCUUUCCCGGAUUUGGCCACGUUUGGAGGUGCUGGGGUUGGAACUGUGUCUUCCGGAGGACACAGUUCAACCCAUAACCACCCCUAGCACUUAGAUCCCCGUACAGGAUGGGGAAAGCUGCGUGAGCCACAGGGGCCUGCAGUGCAGGAGACAGGGAGGGGUGAGUGUGCGGCUCGCAGGGCCAGGAGCAGGUGGCCAGGCCCGAGCCUCAGUCUUAGCCCCCGGGUGGCAUCCCCGGCCUGCCGCCGCCUCCUGCCAGGCCCAGCGGCCGCACACCUGGCUGCAGAGAAAGAAGUAUCUGGGUGCUUGGUGCCUCUGAGCCAACAGAGGGGCAGACUAAGAGGAGCCUGCCCUGUCUGGUGGCCGCGGCCCCACCUCCCCCAGAGCCUGGCCUCACGGCUCCUGGCGGUGGCUCUUCAAGAUGAGCUUUGCCUCUGGCAUGGCUGCGGGCUGCCAGCUGUGUGGCCCCUGCCCGGGCAGAGCCGGUGGAGCCUGGUUGGGACCAGCCAUGCCUCUCCUGGCAGGCUGGCGGUGACAGCUGUGAGCCACAGGGCUCGCCCUCAGGCCGUGUGCAGUGCCCCCAUGGGGCUGGUUCCAUCUGUGUGCUCCAGGCUGUGCCCCCAGGCCUGUGGCGGCUCUGCGGGGAUGGUCCCACCUGAGACUCCCAAGGGGCAAGCCCAAGAAGGGCCCCCUGGCUCGCUGCUCCCACCCCACCUUGGGCUGGGUUUGUUUUCUUAAUGGAACUUGAGGCCCCGAGAGGACCUCAUGGGGUCACAGAGCAAGUUAAUAGCACAGGUGGUCCCAAGGCACCACCCCGUCCCUCCAGCCUGGUAACCAGUAGGCAGUCCCAGGAGCUGAGCGACACGUGACACGUGUUUAUUUAGCGUCUGCACGACAACGCCACUCUCCUGUCAGACAGAGGCAGGUGUGGGGCCUCACCUGAGGCCAUGGUGGGAGCCCCUCAGCCAGGCCAGGGGCCCUGGUUCCUAAGCCCCGCUGUGGACUCCUUGAGGGUGGAGGCAGGGCCGGGAGGGGGAUGGGUAGGAGGAUGCGGAGGGAGCAGUGCUCCUAGAAGGAGCCCGGACUCACUGGGUCUGUCAGUGAGUGGCUCCAGGAGGCCUGCAUGGAGGUGUGGGCCUGGAGGGGGAUGCAGUGCCUGCACUGGUUUCUUCAUGCGGUGGCUGGUGACUUGCCAGCUCUGAGGCCGGAAGCUGCAGUCUGUCUCGCUGGGUGGGCACUGGGCUUGGUAGAGCUGGGUCCUCAGAGGCUCCGCGGAGAAUCCGCUUCCUCGCCGGCCCAGCUCCCAGGGCGGCCUGAGCUGGAAACCUGACCUUGGCCGUGCCAGGUGAGCGUGCUCUGGGGAUCGACCUCAUCCUUCCACGCUCUGCCCCUGGCGAGCAGCGGGAGACCAAUGCCCGGACGGAACCAAGGACCCGCGGAUCUGGGCCUCGGCACAGCUCUCUCCAGUGUGACUCGAGUUCUCUGCCCUACAUCUGAACCGCUCGGGUCCUUCCAGGCUUGGCGCCGUGGUCGCUGCACAGAGACACAGGAGACACAGAUCUCCCAGGCCACCCUCCGACUUCUCGAGCCAGCUGGCCUCAGGCCAGCAGAGCCAUCUUCUCCCGGGAGCCAGUCCGGGGCAGCAGGGAAGGUGGGCCGGAGAACAGUGCUGUGCGUCAGUGUCUUGGGUGUGAGUGCAUCAGGCGCUGGCCCAUGUGUGCCUGUGCGGAGCGGGGGGGGGGGGGCACUGGGAUGAAUUAGCUGGAGGCCCUUCCACCACGGGCACAGAUGCCAACCCCAGUGUGGCACCAGAGGGUCUUUGGCCCUCCUUUGGGCCACCCCGGGCCUGUCCCCCGCUUGGGUCUGGCAACCCCUUAAGGCACAUCCGGUUGCUGUGGGGCUUAAAGCUUAAGGAAGGCUGCCUUUCGUUAAGGAAGCAAGCACACAAUAGCAGACACAAACACCAGGCCCAGGGCCUUGGCUGGGGCUCACGAGCUGGAGCUUAGGCUCCCUUAGCUCCUGCUAGUCCGGCCCAGCAGCCUUCGCUGUCCCGGCUUACACAGCUAGCCGUGGCGGGCGCUGGCUUCCUUGUGGCGAGCUGAGCAGGGCUCCCAGAGAUGUGCUGGAAGUGUGGGACCUGUGCACGGGGCGAAGGCACUGCCUGCCCAGCCGCAGCCCUCCCCGAGCAACCUGCACGCUACGUCCCCCCACGGGGCCUCUGCUGUCUGCUCGGGCUCCUGCAGGGCCUGGGAGCUGGGGCUGUGCACCGCGGAGCAGCAACUGGGAGGACCCCUUCCCUGCCCUGUCCCCAGCCCCCACGAACUGUGGCAGGGACAAGGCCUCUCUGGACUCUUUUUGUUUUUAUAAUUUAUUUGAAAGACACACACACAUAUGUUAUGCCCAGCUCGUUGGAUCCCCGUUGAGACCCCCAGAGAGUCGAUCACACCAAAAUACAAAAGCAAGGUUUAUUGGACUUACAAGCUGCUGCAGGGGCCCCGUCCAACCGACUGAGGCAGCGGAGGGCAGAGGAAGGCCCGAGUCGUGCUCGGGAGCCUCUUUUAAAGCAGGGUUACGUCAUCGAGGGGUGCGGGGUAACAGUGGACUGGCUAGGGUCACCUCUGGUUUUUCCUGAUCGAACGCGGUUGUUCCUGAUUGGUUCGGACCCAGGGGAGUUCCUUAUAUGGUGAACGCUAGGGAGCUGUGCUGUUGUAAGUUUCGGUUUCCCCAGAGUGCCGCUGCUUGUCCGGGAAGUCGGGAAGUCGGGCCUGCCUCCCCAAAUGGAGGCACUUUUUUCAAAAUGUAGUAGUUAAUCUGGCCCUUCAAUACACACACACACACACACACACACACACAGAGAAUAUGAGAGUGUGCAAGCGAAUUGCCAUCUUCUGGUUCUCUUCCCCAGAUGGCCUCAACAGCCAGGGCUGGGCCAAUCCCAAGCCAGGAGCCAGGAGCUUCCUCCGGGUCUCCACGUGGGUGCAGGGCCCAAGUGUACGGACCAUCUUCUGCUUUCCCAGGCCAGAAGCAAGUGGAUCAGAAAAGGAGCCAGAACAUGAACUGGCUAAGCCCUGGGCGGAGGCUUAGCCUACUAUGCCGCAGCACCGGUCCCUUCCAUUUUUAAUUUGUUUUUUUAAAGAUUUAUUUAUUUAUAUGAAAGAGAGGCAGAGAGAGAGCGAGCUUCUAUCUUCUGGUUCACUCCCUAAAUGGCUGUAACAGCCAGAGCUGGGCUGAUCUGAAGCCAGGAGCCAGGAGCUUCUUCCGGGUCUCCCACGUGGGUACAAGGGCUCAAGGACUUGGGCCAUCAUCUGCUGCUUUCCCAGGCCAUCAGCAGGGAACUGGAUCAGAAGUGGAGCAGCCAGAACUUGUGCCCACAUGGGGUCCAGUGCUACAGGCAGCGGCCCCACCUGCUACACCACAGCGCAGGCCCCCUCUUUUUGAUAUUGGCAGUUUGUCUGGAUUAUUUAAGUCUGGAUGGAAAGAGUUAAAGGUAUGCAUUUUCAGUUUUCCGUUAAAUCUCCUGACGAAGCCAGUGGGGACGUCUGUGAGUGGUGCCAAUGGCGCUCUGGGAGCAGCCCUGAUGUUCUCUGGCCCUCUGUGGCGACACACGGGCAGCCCCAGGUCCGGCCCUCAGCACCGAGCGGCCAUUUAAUUACAUCUGGGGGAUCUGACUGCGUUUCCAGUUGCUUUUUAUUUUUGGAGAACGAGUCUCAUUUUCCCUUUAUAAACACACUUAUUUCAUUAAAGAUCAAAGUAAAGGUGGAAUUUGCGAUGCCACUUGGGAUUCCUGCAUCCUCCGGGUCAGAGGGCCCGGGUUCCAGGCCCAGCCCCACUGCUGGCUGCAGCCUCCUGCUGUGCACCACCAGGAGGCCCGGCGUGGUUCAGGUGUUUGGCGCCCUGUCCCUGGCUCUCAGGGGAGGCUCACUCGCCCUCCCUCCGCUGAGGUGUGUGGUGGGAGCAGCACGGCCCAGGGCCAGCGCUCCAGGCCGUGGACACAGGUGACUGCCAGCUCCAAGCUGGGUGGGGCAGUCCCUGCGAGCCCCUCCCUGCCUCGGCCCUCUCUCCAUCACAGGCCGUGCACCCUGCAGCCCCACAUGUGGCCCCCGGAUGCACCCACGGUCUGGUGGGGAGGUGAAUGGGCACAGCUCGGGCUGCCAGCCCCAGACCCGCCUCCUGGCUCUCUCCCCUCAACCAAACGUCCCUGCACGCCUUCUGGGAAAGGGGUCACCCGCCUUGGGGCACAGACUCCUCAGGGUGGAGAGUCCUUUCUGGUGCCACUCAGGGCUGGCUGGGGGCUCUGGGUCAUUCUGUGGCUUAAGAGCACAGGCUUUGGCCUCUGGCUGCCCUGGGUUGCUGUGUGAUGUGGGGCAGGUUACUGCCUCUCUCUCAGCUUCGUGGCCUUGUGUGCUGAGUGGGGGAAGCCCUGGCACCUCCGUCCUGGGGAGGAGACACAGGCAGGGGCUUCAGCACGUGGCAUAGCUUUGUCUCCUCACUGCUGUGGUUACCAGGAGGCUGUGCGUGUCUCUGUGCCUCUCUCCCCAGGGACCCUGAGGGCCAGAGCUGGGCCCCUCCUCACUCCCUGGGGGACACUGAGGCUCGGAGGGGUUCUGAUUCUCCUGCGUCGCCCUACCAGUGAGCAGAGUGGGCUUACCUGGGCCUGGCCUCCAGUGGGAAGCCGCCCCUCCAGCAUCCAGCGCUGGGGAGCCCGGCCCAUUCUCCUGGAACGUGUAGGGCCCCUCUGAUGCUUCCUCCCCCACAAUCACAGGUGUCAGCUCAGCUGGGUCCCAUGUUCCCGCGUAACCUCCCGGGGUGAGCUCCAGCCUGGCCGCCCUGGGGUGGUGGGGCCUGAAUGGUGCUCGGCAGGCGUCUAGCCCUUCCUGCCUGCGCCAGGGCGCCGCCAGGGGCAGCUUGAGGCAGCAGAGUCCUGAAGGAAGCUGCUUCCCGUUGGCACUGGUGGCACUCGAUCCGGGUCUCCCACGUGGCUGGCAGGGACCCAGGUACUUGAGCCAUCGGGUGCACCUUGGCGGGAGUAAGGCAGGGUCACCUGCCCUCCUGGUCACUUUUGUUGCUUCAGCCCAGGGCAAGGCCUGGGGCUCACAGCCUCUAGGGAUGGCACCUGCCAUGCUCGUGCUAAUGGAGGGGCUAUCCUGAAAUGUCCCUCCUACGCCGGGGCUGGGAGGCAAGGCUGUCCCUUAGUUACAUGCUGGGUGGCGGCAUGGGGUGGUGUGCUGCCCCUUCUGGCUGAGGCCACCCUUCUCCCUUUACUCAGGCUGUGGGGACAAAAAGCCGCCCGCCCUGGAGGCGGAAGGCUGCCCCCGCCUCCUGCCCAGAUCUGAGCCUGGGAACCAGCCUAGGGCUGGUGCAGCUGCCUCUUUGAUGAGUGUUGGGGCAGGAGCAGCCUCCUUGGGUCCACAGUCCUAGGAGGGGUGGGGGAGAACGGUGGAGGGGAGAGUCUGGGCCAGGCCUCCCAGGGAUCCCUGGGGCCCUGCUCCCCAGCUGUGACUGACAGGCGGACGCCUGGCAGCCUCAGUAGCUCCUCUCCAGCCACGAGCUUUCCCUAGAGCCCUGAACCAGGCUGCUGGGGGACUCCCCUGGGCCUGGGUGCAGGUGCUCGGGACUAGGACCAGCGUGAUGCUUCCCUCCCCGAGUGUGGAACAGGUCACCCAGUGCCACCUCUGGCAGGGGGAGGUGAGGGCUGGCAUCGCCGGGUGUAGACGGACUGAGGCUUGGAGGGUGACUCCUGCAAGGUGACUCGGUGCAGGUGCACAGGACAAGGGCAGGAUACUGGAUUCCAGGGACCGUCGCCCGCUGUCUGUCCAGGGGACUCUGAAUCUCGGAGAAGCGGAGGCCUCUCUGGUGUCCCGGGAUCCCUGGGAUUAGCUAAAGCCAGGCUUAGCGGAGGCGCCGCUCAGGGCCCUUGGGGGUGGAUUGGCACCAUCUGCUUCUCCGGUUCCAUCCUGGUCACCUUGGAGAGCCGGCUCCUGUCCUGGCCAGCCGCCCAGUCCUCUGUGCUGAGUGCUGGGCUGGUGGCCAAGUCGCACUGGAGUGGGGUGGGCGGGGGAGGCCUAGGGCUGCCUGUGCUCUCCUGGCCGGGUGGAACCAGCAUUUUUCGUGGGGCUGGGCUAAGAUCAGGUCCUCCCAGGCAGGGCUUUGGGCUCCUUGUCCACGCGACAGGGACCUCGGCAGGAGUGGCGAUCUGUAACGCCCCAGCCAUGCUGAUGGUGUGGAGGGGGAGGCCCUGGGAAUAAGACUGGGCUCCUCCCACUUCUGCCAGGCCAGUCCAGGGCGUCUUCCCUGGAGAUGGCUCCUUUCCGGUCUCUGCCCUUCUAAUACCCGCGGAACCCUUGCUCCGUAUCUCCAACUGCAGGCUUCAGUCCCUGGUGCCAUUCUGCCUUGUCCAGCCUGCCCCGCUCUGGAGCCCUGCUUAGGGAUAGCUGUCACCGCGUCCCAGGGCAGCAGGCCUCAGUGCUCAUUUUCCCAGCACCUGUGUGUGUCGCGUUCGCUCUGCUGGACUCUGUGGGUGGAGUCAGGGAAGGCCCCUGUAGGAGCCGCUGUGCUAGAACCUUCUAAAGGCUCUCAAGUCUGCGGUGCAGCCACGGCUGCAAACUACAAGUGCCUUUACACCCAGAACAGCUGGGGUCCAGAGAGGGAGCAGGUCCUGCCCCAGGUCACACAGCAAACCGUCUACAUGCCGGAGCACUCUGCGGGGAGCAGGAUGAACCUGCUCAUUACCGCUCAGUGCAGGGCAGAGCUGAGUGUGAAGCCAGAGGUCUUGGCACAGGGCCGGACUGCGGGGACUUGGGUCCUGCUGUCGCCCUUUGCCGGCCGCCGCCUGCAGCGGCUCCCUUGGCUGCCCGAGGCCUUGGCUGUGCUCUGUGGAGGCUCCUGGGGCUGCCAUGAAGGUGCCCGGGCACCCAGCACUGGCCACUGCUUGCUCUGCAGGGCCCGACACACACAGACCUGAGCCAGCAGGUACAGA